Molecule: messenger RNA, 903 nt
Organism: Colletotrichum graminicola M1.001
Lineage: Eukaryota; Fungi; Ascomycota; Sordariomycetes; Glomerellales; Glomerellaceae
Product: short chain dehydrogenase
Exons: 1
Coding region: 1-903 (300 amino acids)
Molecular function (GO): oxidoreductase activity, acting on the CH-OH group of donors, NAD or NADP as acceptor
Source: RefSeq, a predicted model, not a curated record
AUGGCCGACCCCGCCGCCGCCCGCGCCGACCUCACGAAGCGCCAGCUCCCCACCAUGACCCUGGCCACGGGCCUCGCCGACCUCCCCGGCGCGGCCCUCCGCACCGCCUCCGCCCAAGACACCGCCGCCGACCGCUUCGCCGUCCCCGGCACCGCCAUCAUCACCGGGGGCACCGGCGCCAUCGCCCGCGCCGUCUCCCGCGCCCUCCUCCAGCACGGCCUCACGGCCCUCCUCCUGCUCGACCUCGACGUCGCCUCCCCCGCCGCCCGGGCCCAGGUCGCCUCCCUCCGCGACGAGUUCCCCGCCGCCGCCAUCGAGGCCCGCGCCGUCGACGUCACGGACGAGGCCGCCGUCCCCUCGGCCGUCGAUCACGCCGUCGGCGCCCUCGGCGGCGUCGACUACCUCGUCUGCCUCGCCGGCAUCGUCAGCUGCUCCCACGCCCUCGACACCCCCGCCGCCGAGUUCCGCCGCGUCCUCGACGUCAACACGACGUCCGCCUUCGUCUGCGCCCAGGCCGCCGCCCGCGCCAUGGUCCGCGCCGGCCGCGGCGGCCGCGUCAUCUUCACCGCCUCCAUCUCGGCCCACCGCGUCAACUACCCGCAGCCCCAGGCCGCGUACAACGCGAGCAAGGGCGCCCUGCUGCAGCUCAAGAGCAGCCUCGCCGCCGAGUGGGCCCGCCACGGCAUCACCGUCAACAGCGUCAGUCCGGGCUACGUCGACACCGUCCUCAACGAGGGCGAGGGCCUAGCCGAGGCCCGCGCCGUCUGGGCGAGCCGGAACCCCUCGGGGAGGAUGGCCAUGCCCGAGGAGAUCGCCGGCGUCGUCGUCAUGCUCUGCUCGCGCGCGGGGAGCUACUUCAACGGGAGCGACCUGGUCGUUGACGGGGGCGGUAUUGUUUUCUGA